Messenger RNA from Scaptodrosophila lebanonensis, 3691 nucleotides. RefSeq names its product structural maintenance of chromosomes protein 2 (gene SMC2). Bases 82 to 3609 code for a protein of 1175 amino acids. Gene Ontology annotation, biological process: chromosome organization. Lineage: Eukaryota; Metazoa; Arthropoda; Insecta; Diptera; Drosophilidae. Gene Ontology annotation, cellular component: chromosome. Gene Ontology annotation, molecular function: ATP binding; protein binding; ATP hydrolysis activity. The transcript is spliced from 8 exons. The record is from RefSeq and is a predicted model, not a curated record.
UGUGGAAACUGCUUACUGCUUAUUAUUUAACUUGCCGAAGCUGGUGCAGAACGCAAGAGGCGACUGCCUGAUUGGUGGAAAAUGUAUAUAACGAAGCUUAUUCUCGAUGGCUUCAAAUCGUACGGUCGCCGUACUGUAAUCGAGGGUUUCGAUCCGGAGUUCACAGCGAUCACGGGCUUAAAUGGGUCAGGAAAGUCAAAUAUAUUGGACGCAGUUUGUUUUGUGCUUGGAAUUAGCAACUUGCAAAAUGUACGUGCCUCUGCUCUGCAAGAUUUGGUUUAUAAAAACGGCCAAGCGGGUAUCACAAAGGCAACGGUGACAAUUGUUUUCGACAACACGAAUGCGGCCCAGUGUCCACAAGGAUAUGAGAAGUGCCGGGAAAUCUCGGUGACCCGUCAAGUGGUUGUUGGUGGCAAGAACAAGUUUCUCAUCAACGGCAAGCUGGUGCAGAAUAAGAAGGUGCAGGACUUUUUCUGCUCCGUGCAGCUAAACGUUAACAAUCCGAACUUCCUUAUAAUGCAAGGCAAAAUAAACCAAGUACUCAAUAUGAAGCCUAAGGAGGUGUUAUCUAUGGUUGAAGAGGCAGCCGGCACUAGCAUGUAUAAAUCGAAACGCGAUGCCAGCAAGACGCUUAUUGAGAAGAAGGAGAUGAAAGUGCGCGAAACGACGGCCCUGUUGGAAGAGGAGGUGCAGCCCAAGUUGGACAAGCUCCGCAAAGAACGCGCUGCCUACCAGGAGUAUCAAAAGACAUGUCGCGAUAUCGAGUUUCUCACUCGUAUACAUAUAUCUGCGCAGUAUCUGCAGCAAAGGGAGGCCUUGAAAUCUGUGGUAAUUAAGGAGCAAAAGAUAGAAGCGCAUAUUGACAACUGCCGGAGCACGCGUGCCAGUAACAUCGAAGAAAUUCAAAAGAUCGAAGAGUCGGUGAAAGAGAUUCAACACCAGGUUGAUGCUGAAAUGGGCGGUGCUCUCAAGGAUCUGGAGACGGAGCUAACAGCUAAGCAAGCUGUUCAGGCCACCACUUCGGGGAGUCUAAAGGCUGCCCAGGGUACAAUUGGGCAGGACGAAAAGAAGAUACGAAUGGCAGCCAAGAACAUUAGCGAUGACGAGGGUGCUCUGGCCAAGAAACAGUUUGAUAUGUCCAAGGUGCAGGGUGAGUUUCAAAGUCUAAAAGAUGCGGAUAUAAACGAUGCCCAGGCAUACGAGAAGGCCCAGCGCAAAUUUGAGGCAGUCUCCCAGGGCUUGUCCACCAACGAGGACGGGCAGGCAUCAACAUUGCAGGAACAGCUGAUCGUUGCGAAACAGCAAUUGAGUGAGGCACAGACAACCAUCAAGACAUCCGAAAUGGAGUUGCGACACACACGCACAUUACUCAAGCAGAAGGAGAGCGAAACCCAAUCCAAUGAUGCAGCAUACAUUAAGGACAAAAAUCUCCAGGAAAACCUUGAGGCUGAGAUUAGGAAAUUGGAGGGCAAGAUGGGGCAACUCAACUAUGAAAAUGGUAAAUACGAGGAAUUGAAGCAGCGUAGACAUGAGCUUCAACAGGAAAUACGUGAACUAAAGCGGGAAUUAGACCGUCGGAAUGCUUCUCGCUAUGACCUGCAAUAUCAAGACCCAGAGCCGAGAUUUGAUAGACGAAAGGUGCACGGCAUGGUGGGAAAACUUUUCAAUGUAAACGACAUGCAAACCUCCAUGGCAUUGACAACUACGGCCGGUGGCAGUAUGUAUAGCUAUGUUACGGAUGACGACGUUACAAGCAAAAAGAUUCUGCAAAAAGGAAAUCUACAGAGACGCGUCACUCUGAUACCCAUCAAUAAGAUUACGCCACACGCUUUGGACAAAAAUGUUAUUGACUAUGCACAGGCUAAGUACGGCAAGGAGAAUGUUAAUUGGGCAUUGUCGCUUAUAAAAUACGAUAAAUACUUUGAGCCAGUCAUGAAGUUUGUUUUUGGCGGCACACUCAUUUGCAAGGACUUGGAUGUGGCGAAAAAGGUUACUUACGACAAUCGUGUCAAGUGCCGCUCUGUAACGCUGGAAGGUGAUGUGGUAGACCCGAAUGGCACGCUUUCUGGUGGCGCUGCUCCCAAAGGCGCUAAUAUAUUGGAGGAGCUAUACUCUAUUAAAAAGUACGAAAAUGAAAUAGCAGACAAGCAGGCCGAACUAAAACAAGUCGAAGAAGAGUUGGUUGUCAUUGAAAGAAUAGCGCAUACCUAUAAUUCGCUAAAGGAGAGCUUUGACUUGCGCCAGCACGAAUUGACAAUGUGUAAGACCCGCUUGGCCAACACAGCCUUCCAGCAGAACCAGGCCGAAAUCGAGGAGAUGAAGGAAAAGGUCAAGUCGUUGGAGGAACAAAAUUCGUCGUCGCGAGAAAAGCAAAAGACAGCUCAAGUGAAGGUGAAGGACAUCGAGGCAAAGCUUUCCGAUGCCAAAGGAUAUCGCGAACGUGAGCUGAAGGCGGCGAGCGCUGAAAUGAAGGAGGCCAAGCAAAGAGCGGAAAAGUCACGGGCGAACUGGAAGAAGCGUGAGCAAGAGUUCGAGACCCUUCAAUUGGAAAUAACAGAGUUGCAGAAAAGCAUCGAAACAGCAAAGCAACAGCAUCAGGAAAUGAUUGAUAAUCUCAAAAAAUAUAAAACUGAGCUAGAAGAACUACAGCAACGCAGUUCGACAGCGGCAAACGAAGUGGCAGAAUUGGAGCGGGAAAUUAAGGUACAGAAGGACAAACUGAAUUCCCAAAAUAAGGAAAUGAAAGUAUUAUGUGCCAAGAGGGAUAAAAUGGAGAAGCAGAAUGAGGAAUUGGAAUUGGAAAUAAAAAAGAAAGAAACAGCAAAAAAUAAGAUUACUAAGGAGGCACAAGAUGCCAAGAACCGAAUGGAAAACCUGGAAGAAAAAUAUCCGUGGAUACCAGAAGAGAAAAAUUGCUUUGGAAUGAAAAACACUCGUUAUGACUACUCUAAAGAGGAUCCCGUUGAAGCAGGAAAUAAAUUGCAUAAAAUGAUGGAGAAAAAGGAUAAAAUGGAACGCUCGCUAAAUAUGAAUGCAAUGAUGAUACUGGAGCGGGAAGAGGAAAAUUAUGAACAGGCGCUGCGACGUAAACAAAUCGUGGCCAUGGACAAGGAAAAAAUAAAAAGUAUUAUAGUUAAAAUGGAUGAGGAGGAGACAGAACAGGUGCGCAAGGCAUGGAGCGAAGUUAACGAGAAUUUCAGUGGCAUAUUCAGCUCAUUACUGCCUGGCGCCCAAACCUGCCUUCACCCGGUUAUGACAAAUGGAAUAUUGAGCGGUCUGCAAAUAAAAGUUGGAUUCAAUGGCGUGUGGAAAGAAAGUCUUGGUGAGCUGUCUGGUGGUCAAAAGUCUUUGGUCGCCCUCUCCCUAGUACUGGCCAUGUUAAAGUUCUCCCCAGCACCGCUAUACAUUUUGGAUGAGGUGGACGCAGCUCUUGAUAUGUCUCACACACAAAAUAUUGGCAGCAUGCUGAAAGAGCACUUUACGGCCUCGCAGUUUUUGAUUGUGUCCCUUAAGGAUGGUCUCUUCAAUCAUGCCAAUGUCCUUUUCCGCACGCUUUUCGAAGAGGGCGUCUCAAGCGUUUCACGACAAGUUAGUACCCGCAAGCGCUGAAAUCUUUAUAAUUGUAUUGUUUUUUAUAACUUAACUUAAUAAUGUAAGCUUGAGAAACCGAGAAUAAAAUAAACAAACCAGA